Messenger RNA from Suillus subalutaceus, 1795 nucleotides. RefSeq lists its product as uncharacterized. The transcript is spliced from 2 exons. The coding region runs from base 216 to 1577 and encodes 453 amino acids. The record is from RefSeq and is a predicted model, not a curated record. NCBI's taxonomy places the organism in Eukaryota, Fungi, Basidiomycota, Agaricomycetes, Boletales, Suillaceae.
CCAGCUUCAAACUGCCAUCUUCCUCGAACGUUUCAACCUGUGCAGCAAACAACAUGCAGAGCCAGACAGUUGACCUAAAAAUCGAUUUCUCCUCACUCUCUGAUGCAAUCGGUGUACUGCAGAACGUCGUAAGAACUUAGUUUCAUAGGUGCUUGCCAGUCUGAAUAUAACAAUAAUUAACAUUCGUUUCAGCUCGCUCGUUCUCAAGUGAUUGUAUGUCGAAUCCGUAUGAUGCAUCAAUUACAUUUGUUUAUAAUAGUCAGAUGCCAGACCUCGAAACCCCAUACUCCCGAGCCAGAUUACCCCCUGCCAACCACUCUGCCAUCGAGCUCAAAGGCCACAGUAUCAGCGCCAUUAUCACUGAACGCCAGCAGCAGUUGGAUGGAGUUUUGCACGAGAUCUCAGGCCUGGAAACAGUGAUGGACGCUAUCAAUAGUAUUCACCGACAGCUCGUCGAAAAGAAGGACAAGAUCGUCCAGUCCAUUAAUUUGCACAAGAAACUUACAAGGGCUCUCUGGCGCUUGCCAACCGAAGUCAUAUGCCAAAUUUUUGUCCAUUGUCUCCCACGCCGUCACUUGUGGGCCAUAUCAAAGCAAGCACCCAUGCUGUUGACCAGAAUUUGCAGGCGAUGGAGGGAUAUUGCUAUGGGUUUUCCCAACUUAUGGUGUAGGCUGCGGUUGAACGCCGAUGGAGUUCAUGACAUUAACUGGCAGCCGAUAGCUUUCUACUAUGACUCAUGGCUCAGGCGAUCACGAGGACUUCCGCUCUCGUUGGAAAUCUGUUGCUUAUCAGAUAACGCGACCACCAAAAUACAAAGCCUUAUUCAACCUUACAUCAAUCAGAUCUUGUUUCUUUCUAUCUCUUUUUUCCUCAACGCCCACAAACCUGAACAUGUGUUAACAGACCUCGCAGCACUUCAGGAGCUGACAUUAGGCAUCUAUAGUCGUUCCGCUAUUCCAGCUAUUGCACAAUCUGUUUCGCGACUGUCGUUCAGUAUGCGCGACUUCAAAGCAACAUGGCCCAUAUUCUACCUCCAGGACUUCUCUGACUUCAAUCCCCUAUUGGCUCACUUGACAAAUCUCGAGGUUGCCAUUGGUCAAAUGGAUCUAGUGCCUCACUUGCUCCAUCUGUGUCCCAAUCUCUCGUCAUUAACGGUUCGUGCAGAUACCAAGCAGUUACCACGAACCAUCGAGCCCUUCACGCACCCCACACUUCAAUCCUUACGUAUUGCUCAUGAACUCGAGAGCACAAUACAUUUAGCCGACCUGUUCAUUGCUCUAUCACUCCCCAAUCUACGUUUGCUUGAAACUCGCUAUAUACAACCAUUGCAAAUAUAUUCCCUGUUCGACGCUCUGCCACCCCCAGAUUUACUUCAGCUUGAAGCUCGCUAUGAAGCAAUAUGGCCUCAUGUGCAAUUGACGGCAUUCUUGGCGCGGUCAAAUUGUCCCCUGGAGAGAUUGGUUUUUGGCGCUGGAGUAAUGACGACAGAUGAACAACAAGCGACAUACAUUGCCCAUAUUCCUUCCCUCGAAGUAGUCGUGGAUCCCAUGCAUCAUGGUCGCAAUUACUACAUGUAACGAUAUUGGACUAGAGCCUUAUAGUCACUUUAUGACGCUACUGCCUUGCAGUCAACUAGUGAUCCAGACUCACCAUCCGUGCCCUAUCAGCACCGACUCGUACAUUGUUCACAUAAUCGACAUUGUCUCAUUGUUCCUGUAAUAAUUCCAGUGAUUACUCUGCACCUCAUGUGUAUCCUAGUAGGAGGUGAGAGAAUAAAGGCACCGUUAUCAACGUU